AUGGCUAGUGCAAGAACUCUUUUUGGAAUUUUAGGUUCAAAACAGAUAUUAAUUUGUUCAAAUUCCCAAUUUACUUCUAAAAUUUCAAGAACAUUUCUUCAUCAAUGCUUUAGAUGUCAUAAACCUCUACUGCUAAAUUCCUGGUCAGCUAAUAAUUUAACUCAAAAUUCUCUACUCCAAAAAAGAACAUUUCAUAAUUCACACAGUUUCAAUGCCGCAAGACGGGAUUAUUAUGAAUUAUUAGGAAUAGGUAAAAAUGCUUCAAAUGCUGAUAUUAAGAAAGCCUACUACAAAUUGGCAAAAAAGUACCAUCCCGAUGUAAAUAAAAAUGAUCCAGAAGCAUCUAAAAAGUUUCAAGAAGUUUCUGAGGCCUAUGAAAUUCUGGGAGAUGAAACUAAAAGAAAGCAAUAUGACACUUGGGGUGCAACAGCUGAUCAAAUGGGAGGCAUGGGUGGAGGAGGAGGCCAUUCAAAAGGUCCACAAGGAUUCAGUCAGCAGUGGCAAUAUCAAUCAACAGUUGAUCCAGAGGAAUUGUUUAGGAAAAUUUUUGGAGAUGCUUUUACAAAAGGCUCUUCUCAUUUUGAAGAUUUUGCAGAAUCAAACUAUGGAUUUGGCGAAGCACAAGAGAUUCUCCUCAGAAUAACUUUCACUCAAGCAGCUAGAGGUACCACCAAGGAUGUAAACAUAAACGUAGUAGACAAUUGUCCAAAAUGUAGAGGAUCAAGAUGCGAACCAGGUACCCAAGCUACAAAAUGCCAAUUUUGUAAUGGUACUGGAAUGGAAAGUAUCACUACUGGCCCCUUCGUCAUGAGAUCCACAUGUAGAUAUUGUCAAGGUUCCCGAAUGUAUAUUAAGCAUAAAUGUACUGAAUGUGAGGGAAAAGGUUCCACUGUACAAAGAAGAAAAGUUAGCAUUCCAGUGCCAGCAGGCAUCGAAGAUGGCCAAACAGUUCGAAUGUCUGUAGGAAAUAAGGAACUAUUUGUGACGUUUAGGGUAGAUAAAUCAGACUAUUUCAAGAGAGAUGGUCCAGAUGUUCAUACUGAGGCAGAUAUUUCAGUAUCACAGGCUCUUUUAGGUGGUACAAUUAGGAUCCAAGGAUUAUAUGAGGAUCAUACAAUUCAGGUAAUGCCCGGAACAUCCUCCCACACUAAAAUUCGUCUAAGUGGAAAAGGAAUGAAGAAAAUUAAUGGUUAUGGACACGGGGAUCAUUAUGUUAUAUUAAAAAUUAAAGCUCCGAAACAUUUAAAUGCAAAGCAGAAAGCAUUGGCGAUGGCAUAUGCUGAAUUAGAACAAGAUACACCUGGCCAAAUCUUAGGAAUCACUGUUAAGAAAGAUGGUAACAAAACAUUCACAACAAACGAGAAACCAAUUCUUUUAGAGGCAAUUCGUUCCGUAUUAGAAGGUAAGGACAAAAAAGAUACUGAUAGUACUAAUAUUGAUUUAAACCACAAUAGGAAACAAGAGGUAGACGCAAAUAGUUCAAAAUCGAAUACAGUUAAGCAACCAAAUACUAAAGAGGCCUGCGAAGACAGCGAUGUUGAAGAUACAAAAUUGAAAAACAAGAAUUAG
This is a messenger RNA of Diabrotica balteata, 1569 nucleotides long. Lineage: Eukaryota; Metazoa; Arthropoda; Insecta; Coleoptera; Chrysomelidae. The record is from the annotation of a GenBank genome assembly.